CAAUUGCAAAGCAAAGGGGAGCUCGCUCGCUCUCACGUGUUCCCCCGCCGGGGGUCACGUGAUACCGUUUCCUUUUAAUUCUCCCGGGAACUCCUCCUUCCUAAAUCCCCGCCCGUUGGCCCUCCUCCUCCGCAAACCCCUCGAGAUUCCCAGUAACCACAACCCAGUACCUGAGUCAAUUCUAGUGCUUCGAUAUAGCGCCUCCGUUGAGAUUUGACAAGCCCGGCUCCGCGGCGAUCUUUUCCGUUCAAGUCCCUGGAAGAGUCGGGCUUCCGCGGCCACGCCCUUCCUCUUCCUCCCCUGCCUCGCCCUCUCCCCCGGCUCCCGCAGGCCGGAGUUAAACCCUAAUGCUGCUGCCGCCGGAGGAGGCCUGAGGUCGCGGGAGAUGGGUGGCGUGACGUCCUCGGUGGCCGCCAAGUUCGCCUUCUUCCCGCCCGACCCGCCGUCGUACGGCGUGGUGGACGAGGAGGAGCCGCCUCAGCCUGGGGCGGCAGCGGUGGCGGCAGGGAGUAGUGCUGCUGCGGCGGCGGCGGUGUCUACGAGGGUGGCGAUGACGGGGGUCCCGUGGAGGGAGGGGGUGGAGGCGCGGCGGGUCCGGACGCGGCGGGGCACGGAUAUCAUCGCCAUGUAUGUGCGCUGCCCCAAGGCGAGGCUCACCGUGCUCUACUCCCACGGCAAUGCUGCCGACCUUGGCAAGAUGUAUGAGCUCUUCAUCGAGUUCAGCGCUCGCCUCCACGUCAACGUCAUGGGGUACGAUUAUUCUGGUUAUGGACGGUCAUCAGGCAAGGCAGGUGAAGCUAAUACCUUCGCUGACAUAGAGGCUGCAUACAAAUGCCUUGUGGAGGUUUAUGGGACUAGGGGAGAAGACAUUGUUCUUUAUGGCCAGUCUGUCGGUAGUGGCCCCACUGUCGAUUUAGCUUCUCGCUUGCAUCAUAUAAGAGCUGUUGUUCUCCAUAGCCCCAUACUGUCUGGCCUGCGGGUCAUGUAUUCUGUGAAGAAAACAUACUGGUUUGACAUAUAUAAGAACAUUGAGAAAAUUCCCCUUGUUAAACGCCCCGUUUUGGUGAUUCAUGGCACAAAUGAUGAUGUUGUAGAUUGUUCCCACGGAAAGAGGCUAUGGGAGCUGAGCCAACAGAAGUAUGAACCUCUGUGGAUUGAGGGAGGUGAUCACUGUAACUUGGAGACCUUCCCAGUCUACAUAAGGCAUCUGAAGAAGUUCCUGUCGGCUAUAGAAAAGUUGCCUGCUGGAAAAGAAGCAGCAGCCGAGAGUGAGAACUUGCCAGCUGAAAACGAAACACCAUCCGAUAGCGUCGCUCUUUCCGAGGCUCCUUGGACGACCUCACAGAGGUUAGAGCCAUCGAGGAAGAGCUCGAGGCAUGAGCAGCCUCCUAGGCUAAGCACUGAAAAUGUAGAUAAACACCGGCGUAGCACAGGCAUCAGAGAAAAGGCAAGAUCCAGCACAGAAAAGAAAGAGAGAAGGAGGAGAAGCGUCGACACAUUUGACAGGAUGAGGGAUGAAAACGAGCAGCCAGACAAACCAAGGAAAAGCAUCGACAGGCUUGGCGAGAUGAUUAGAUCGAUGGGGCUGUGCAAUGUUGAUUGCUUCAAGGAGCCUCCUCGAAAGACCGAGCCUUGCCGAGGUCAGUAGUGGAUUUUGAGAUGUAGUUAUAGUCUCUUUUCUUUCUCUUCCCAAGGUCAGAUAUCGGUCAACAAUGGUUUGUGUGCUCUUGGUGAUGGAAAUCGUAAAAAAUAUUCAGGAACAGCAAAAGAGAAAUAUAGUGCAGCUCCUUGAUUCGAGCUUUAUUCCUUCUCUCUUGUAUAUACUACCCUUGGCUUUCUUGAAGUAUACCACUUUUUUUCUGCCA
Brachypodium distachyon (stiff brome) is the source of this 1865-nucleotide messenger RNA. Its product is annotated as alpha/beta hydrolase domain-containing protein 17A. The transcript is spliced from 6 exons. Bases 386 to 1648 code for a protein of 420 amino acids. Lineage: Eukaryota; Viridiplantae; Streptophyta; Magnoliopsida; Poales; Poaceae. The record is from RefSeq and is a predicted model, not a curated record.